AUGGAAAAAUUAAUAGAAAUACUAGAUAAGAAACUCAACAAUCAAACACUUGCUAUUACAACUUCUGUAACGAAAAAUGUAAUGGAAGCGCUUGAUGAAAAGAUGAAACUUAUCAUGAAGGAAAAUAGUAUACUCAAAGCCAAAAUUACUGAACUAGAAACGGAAGUGAAGUUUUUGAAAGAUGAAAAACGGAAAAACAAUCUAGUAUUUUUUGGGAUAGAAGAAAUAGGAAAAACUGAAUGUGAGCUUGUAGACUGCAUAAAGGAUCUCAUAGUGGACUCGGGAACACAGCUGGAUAGUAAUGAAAUCAGUAAAAUAUACAGAAUUGGAAAACAGGUCAACNCUAUACUGGUGAAUAACAAUCCACUAGAAUAUGUCAAGGAGUACAUAUAUUUAGGCCAGGUAAUUGCUCUGGCUGAUCAGACCACAAAAGAGAUAGACAGGCGCGUGGGAAAUGCCUGGAAACAGUUUUGGAGCUUGAAGGAGGUCAUGAAGAGUGGUGGUAUCAGUAUAGGCAUUAAACGGAAACUCUUUGAUGUCAGCAUACUCCCUGUACUCACAUACGGCUGCCAAACUUGGGCACUCACUUAG
Bombyx mandarina (wild silkworm) is the source of this 591-nucleotide messenger RNA. RefSeq lists its product as uncharacterized. The record is from RefSeq and is a predicted model, not a curated record. NCBI's taxonomy places the organism in Eukaryota, Metazoa, Arthropoda, Insecta, Lepidoptera, Bombycidae.